Procambarus clarkii (red swamp crayfish) is the source of this 825-nucleotide messenger RNA. The record is from RefSeq and is a predicted model, not a curated record. NCBI's taxonomy places the organism in Eukaryota, Metazoa, Arthropoda, Malacostraca, Decapoda, Cambaridae.
AUGGUGGGCGGGCCACGUGGGGCGUGUGACGAGUACACGGGGAUGGUGGGCGGGCCACGUGGGGCGUGUGACGUGUACACGGGGAUGGUGGGCGGACCACGUGGGGCGUGUGACGUGUACACGGGGAUGGUGGGCGGACCACGUGGGGCGUGUGACGAGUACACGGGGAUGGUGGGCGGGCCACGUGGGGCGUGUGACGUGUACACGGGGAUGGUGGGCGGGCCACGUGGGGCGUGUGACGUGUACACGGGGAUGGUGGGCGGGCCACGUGGGGCGUGUGACGUGUACACGGGGAUGGUGGGCGGGCCACGUGGGGCGUGUGACGUGUACACGGGGAUGGUGGGCGGACCACGUGGGGCGUGUGACGAGUACACGGGGAUGGUGGGCGGGCCACGUGGGGCGUGUGACGUGUACACGGGGAUGGUGGGCGGACCACGUGGGGCGUGUGACGAGUACACGGGGAUGGUGGGCGGGCCACGUGGGGCGUGUGACGUGUACACGGGGAUGGUGGGCGGGCCACGUGGGGCGUGUGACGUGUACACGAAGAUGGUGGGCGGGCCACGUGGGGCGUGUGACGUGUACACGAAGAUGGUGGGCGGGCCACGUGGGGCGUGUGACGUGUACACGGGGAUGGUGGGCGGGCCACGUGGGGCGUGUGACGUGUACACGGGGAUGGUGGGCGGGCCACGUGGGGCGUGUGACGUGUACACGGGGAUGGUGGGCGGGCCACGUGGUCAGCAAUAUCAGCGGGGUCGCAACACGGGAUUGACGGGCAGCUGUGGCCGUAUCACCCGGGGUUACACAGGUUCACACGUGGGUGGAUGA